Messenger RNA from Anoplopoma fimbria (sablefish), 903 nucleotides. RefSeq names its product homeobox A13a (gene hoxa13a). The coding region runs from base 1 to 903 and encodes 300 amino acids. The record is from RefSeq and is a predicted model, not a curated record. Gene Ontology annotation, molecular function: DNA-binding transcription factor activity, RNA polymerase II-specific; RNA polymerase II cis-regulatory region sequence-specific DNA binding. The transcript has 2 exons. Gene Ontology annotation, biological process: regulation of transcription by RNA polymerase II. Lineage: Eukaryota; Metazoa; Chordata; Actinopteri; Perciformes; Anoplopomatidae.
AUGACAACGUCACUGCUCCUCCGUCCUCGCUGGGUCGACCCGUCGGUGAUGUUCCUCUACGACAACGGCGGAGGUUCCGAUGAAGUCAAGAACAUGGAGGGUUUUGCUGGUGGCAACUUUGCUGCGAACCAGUGCAGGAAUCUGAUGGCGCACCCCGCGUCCCUGGCACCCAGCACGGCUUACUCGUCCAGCGAGGUGCCCACCUCCAGCAUGGGAGAGCCAGUGAAGCAGUGCAGUCCCUGCUCCGCGGCGCAGAACUCCUCCAGUGCGUCUCUGCCUUAUGGGUACUUCGGCAGCGGCUAUUAUCCGUGCAGAAUGUCGCAUCACAGCAGCAUUAAGUCGUGCGGAGCGCAGCCCCCGUCUGCGUAUGGAGAGAAGUACAUGGACACGUCCGCGUCCAGCGACGACUUCACCUCCAGGGCAAAGGAAUUCGCGUUUUAUCCGACCUACUCUUCAGGGCCCUACCAACCUGUCCCCAGCUACCUGGACGUCCCCGUCGUGCCAACUCUCAGCCAGUCUGAGGCCAGACACGAGUCCCUUCUACCCAUGGAGACCUACCAACCGUGGACUCUGGCCGCCAAUGGCUGGAACGGCCAGGUUUACUGCGCCAAGGAGCAGCCCCAGCCCGGCCACAUGUGGAAGUCCUCCAUACCAGACUCGGUGUCCCACACCGGAGGGGAGUCUGGCUCCUACCGACGGGGAAGAAAGAAGCGCGUGCCAUACACCAAGGUGCAACUGAAGGAGCUCGAGCGCGAGUACGCCGCCAAUAAAUUUAUCACCAAGGACAAAAGGAGGAGGAUAUCUGCCCAGACCAACCUGUCCGAGAGGCAGGUCACGAUAUGGUUUCAGAACAGACGAGUGAAGGAGAAGAAAGUCGUCAACAAAUUGAAACCAAUCAGCUAG